AAGGUCAAGUUGUUGCAGUUGUGGACGAUCGUUUGAGCCAGUCUGACCUAUUCUUUUCCACACUCACUGCUGUUUACUCAGCUUUAUUAUUCUUCAUUGUGAAUUCGGGAAGACUUGCCCGAUCUCAAAAGUAUACCCAACAUAUUACGACAUGUCUAUUGACUUGGAAUGGAACAAACUAGACUCCUCACUGGCAUUAUCCUUAGUCGACGUGCUCAACAGGCAACUCGCCAAUACGCCGCGUCCCUCUUUUAUCGGACCAAUAGAAGUUAGUUCUCUUGAUUUCGGGACGACGGCCCCCGACGUAGAACUCGUCGAUCUCCGUGACAUAUAUCGCGACUUCCUCGAGGACGAUGAGGAGGAAGACGUGGAUAAAGAACCUAUCAAGGUCACCGAGGGUCCUGGAGGGGAGGACGAGGAUGGUUUUGAAUGGGUGUCUAGGAAAGCUGCAAGGGCACAGACUAUUGCAGAGGAGAUACCUGCGUAUUCCCUGCUGCCGCCUCACAUGCGGUAUGGGCAAGGGAGACCACAGGACAUGUUCGCGUCCACACCAGGUCUUAGGUCACCGAGGGAUAUGUGGACUCCUGCACUUGCGCAUUUGACAGAGCUCAGACCGACAUAUCCUUUUGCGCCUGGAUAUGCUUCACCCAUGUUCCGUUCAAUGUCCGCUGGAGCAUUUCGACCACCACUUGCUCCUGCCCUUUCGCAUUCUCAUAUGCCGGAUGUUACCCCGGACAAAUCAUUAUCAUCUGAAGAGGAGACCCCGACGAAAGCCAAACCACCCACACAGCCAAACCUACAAGUCCACCUUCACGUAACGUGGCAUUCCAACCUUCGCCUUACUUUCACGACGUCCCUCCUCAUCAAUUACCCUUCUCCAAUGUUCAUGUCCCUCCCAAUUAAACUUUCUGUAACAGGCCUUCUUUUCGAUGGCGAAGUCGUCGUUGGAUAUGAAGGCGAACGUAGACGAAUACACCUCUGCAUCGUCGACGAGCUCGACCCAUAUUGUCCUCUAGCAACUGAUCGUCCAAAACGUGAUACCCCUUCGUCUGGUGGUACGCCACCUGAAGAUGACGAGGGAAUCACACCGGGGUCAAUGGCAAGCCAUAAUCGCCAGAACAAACCUCUCCCUGUGGGACAACGGCUCUUGCCCACUAUUGAGAUUGAGAGCGAGAUUGGGCAGACUGACAAACAUGUGCUGAAGAAUGUAACCCGCGUGGAGCGAUUCAUCCAGGAUGUGAUUCGGAAGACCGUCGAGGAGGAACUCGUAUUUCCUAACUUCCACACGCUUGUCUUACCUGAUCCUGAAUGAAAUUCGCCUAACAUCAUCGCUGUUACCCUUCAUAGUUUGAUAAGCAAUACGCCUUAUUAAAUCCCUCGUCGAAGA
This is a messenger RNA of Somion occarium, 1387 nucleotides long. The record is from the annotation of a GenBank genome assembly. NCBI's taxonomy places the organism in Eukaryota, Fungi, Basidiomycota, Agaricomycetes, Polyporales, Cerrenaceae.